AUGGUGCACAAAGUGGAUGAACCUCCUGAGGAAGCUCUGCAGAGACUGCUUGCCUAUGUCAAGGACAAGCUGCAAGAGCCCCUGGAGAGGAAGUACAACGCAGCAUGCAAUACCUUUCACACAAAGCCCACAGACGCAGCAGGCAUGGUCAACAAAGUGAGGGCAAGCACCAAUCCUGAGUGGCUCAAGGUGCUGCCCUACCUGCAGGACAUGAUCCUAUGUGCCAAGGAGGCCAAGGGGCGCCGCAUUGGCUUCUACGGGGAGCACAGCAUUGGCAAGUCAUCCCUCAUCAACACCAUCUUGGGGGACAACCUGCUGCCCAUGAGCGCCUCAAGCACCUGCACAGCUGCUGUGUUGGAGAUCAUGCCCUGGGACAGGCCCCACUACUUGGUGAGCAUUUACUUUGUCUCACCUGAGGAGUGGGACCUUGAGAUAGAGAUGGCACGCAACCUGUCCACAGUCACCUCGGCCAACACACUGCCAGGACGGUAG
Molecule: messenger RNA, 492 nt
Organism: Acanthamoeba castellanii str. Neff
Lineage: Eukaryota; Discosea; Longamoebia; Acanthamoebidae
Exons: 2
Coding region: 1-492 (163 amino acids)
Molecular function (GO): GTPase activity
Source: RefSeq, a predicted model, not a curated record